Molecule: messenger RNA, 1855 nt
Organism: Drosophila busckii
Lineage: Eukaryota; Metazoa; Arthropoda; Insecta; Diptera; Drosophilidae
Exons: 3
Coding region: 45-1631 (528 amino acids)
Cellular component (GO): nucleus
Molecular function (GO): zinc ion binding
Source: RefSeq, a predicted model, not a curated record
CAUGCAAAUGUACUUGUAUUUUUAAGACUUAAAAUUAAGUAAAAAUGACGACGUGCGAAAAUAUUUGCCGUGUUUGUAGCAGUCCCGCCCAAUAUAAUAUCUUUGAAAAGAUACCCUCAUAUCUACACGGUUCGCCAAAUGAGUUUCUGAAUUAUCAGAAGCCCAUAAACAUUUUACUCGAAGAAACAACAGGACUGAAUAACUCUCCCGAAGAUGGACUGCCGUUACAUAUAUGCGCUCUAUGCAUAUCCUACUUAAAGCAUGCCGUUACAUUUCGUGAGCAGUGUAUUAAAAAUGCGCUUAGUUUAAAGCUAGUCGCGCUUUAUCAACAACAAUCAAAGGGCCGUAUUAACAUUAAGAGCGUCAGCGACAAGGAGAGUGCACUUAUUACGGCAGAUCAGCUGCGCUAUGUGCAGCGACCCGUAGACAAUUUGCUAUUGAACAAUCACAGCGCACAUCUGGAAACAACAGACAAAGUGCAUAAGAAACUGAUAAAUCAAGUGGCAACCCAAAGGGGCAACAACCGCACUGAUGAGGAGCGUAUCCGCUGUCUUAGCGAAUUCUUAUACAAGCAACGCAAUCAGACACAGGCUAGAAUGGAGCUGCCUUCAACAAGCGGAGGCACCGGCAGCGGCAAUGGUACUGCUGAGGACGAAGACUAUGCAGCGGUCAGCUCCAGUGAUGAUAAUGAAGAGAAUGCAUUGUCACGCAAAGACAAGAAUUGCUAUAACUACACCGAAACCAAUUUUGAGGAGGAUGAUCCUAUGGAGCAAGAUCAGUUAAGGGACAUUAAAGUCACUAUACCGAAGCCCAAGUGGAAGGAGCACAAAUGCCCAGCAUGCUCCAAACGCUAUAUGCAUGAGGACACACAUAAAAAUCAUCUUGACAACUGUGUGGAAUAUCAAUUCGUUAGCUUUAUAGGUGAAGUGACAAUGCUGCUGGAGAUCAGGCAGCAGAAGAUGGUUUCACCACACGAGUUUAUUAGGCGUAUGAUUUUUGCUUUUUGCAAGACUUGCAACUGGUUGCAGGACCAUGCCGUAGAUACGCAGCUGGCUGACAAACUGAAUAAGGUAAAAUUAGGCAAAGGAGUUGCUGAAGUGCCACCGGAAACUGCUGAAAAGGCACAAGCAAGUAACUGGAAUACGCUACUUUCACCCUCAAAGUUGGAUGAGCCGUCGAAUAGUUCGUUGUAUCAGUUUAAUCGUGGAUCAACUACACCCAUUACAGUCAUGAAUAAUGUGUUAUACGCUAUAGAGCGCUCCGAGAGUCGCAAUUCUCAACAGACACCCCAUCCGGUGGUAAUGAAACCAAUACCAAUACGCUGCUCUGCUGCAGCUGCUCAGACUGUUCCAGCUCCCCCAGUCUUACAUGAGCGUGCCACAUUCCUCCAAAAGUUACAACGUGCCACGGUGACGCCAAAACAUCAACAGCAGCAACAAUCGCCUGUGUCCGUGGCUAGUGCCAAGCUCUUGCCUAUCUCGGCUGCACGCUGUAAUCAAUGCAACUUGCUGUUCGACUCGGUGAGUGAGCUGGAGCUACACAAUGGUAAACAUCACAAUGGCCAAAGCAGCGCCAAAGACGAUGACGCUGAAAGACGUCGCAUAAUUGCUUUAUUCGAAGAAGACAUUUAACUUAAAUUAUUUUAUUUUAUUUCAAUCAGUUUAAGUACCCCGUGUGUUUCAUUUUAUUUUACUUGUGCAUUGUAUUUUAAUUUGUUAUUGUGUUACUUUAUGUUUAACUAAAGUAUUCUAUUGUGAUUUAUGUUCUCACCACAUUUAAUGACGUACUCAUACAAAAGUAUUUUUAAUAGAAAUUUUAAUAUUUACAAUAAGCUUAAGCAUACUACGAAAACACA